This is a messenger RNA of Sipha flava (yellow sugarcane aphid), 856 nucleotides long. Its product is annotated as protein CutA homolog. Lineage: Eukaryota; Metazoa; Arthropoda; Insecta; Hemiptera; Aphididae. The record is from RefSeq and is a predicted model, not a curated record. The transcript has 6 exons. Gene Ontology annotation, molecular function: copper ion binding. The coding region runs from base 390 to 758 and encodes 122 amino acids. Gene Ontology annotation, biological process: response to metal ion.
UACGUACACCUACUACGUAUGUACCAACACGAACGCGAAGAAGGGGCGAGUAUCAUUGUGUACGUUUACCGAACGAUUUCGCUCUGUCCACCCCCGCAUACUGCAGCACUACUACCCUACCGGUGCACACGAGUGUUAUUAUUACCAUCGUCGCCGGUCACGUGAACCGUGAGCAGCAGCAGCAGCAGUCCAUCGCAGCUAGUGGUGCAACGCAGCGGGCGCGACAUCGUUGAAACUGUAUCCAGUCCCGGGUGGAGUCCGACGUCGUUGCUCCAACACUGUUUUCUACUUCUCUGCUCCGUUCGUUCGAUCCAUCUGCAGCUAUCGCACGACCGCCGUCGUUUCAGCGUGCCAUCGAGUAACCAUUAUUUUAGAGAGAACCGUAUAAGAUGUACAAAUCCGGGUUACAUUCAAUUGUUCACAUCAGUUCACCAUCACAUCAAAUCGCAAAAGAUUUGGCUACUUCUCUAUUAAAGGAUGAUAUGGCUGUUGGCGUUUGCCUUAUUCCUACUGUAUCAAUCAUGUAUAAAUGGAAAGGAGAAGUGAUAGAAGAUACCGAAGCAUUGAUGAUUGUUAAGACGCGUACAUCAAAAGUAGGGGAUUUAUUGAAUAAAGUGAACACAAUGUCAUCAUCUCCUGACUCCGACGAAUGUAACAUAAUCGCUAUUAAAGUGGAAAACUUAAAAGUUCCUUACUUUGAUUGGUUGAUUGAUAGCAUUCCUGAAAAUUCUGAAUAUUUAAGCAGAUUAUCACCAUAAUUUGAAUGGAAAUUUUAAAGAACAAUACCUACAUUAUCUAAGUCUUAUAACCCAAUAAUUAUUAUUGAGUUUUACCUAUAUUAAAUAAGUUUACUCUA